AUGUCGCGGCGGGCCUCGGUGGCUGGUCUGACGUCAGGGUCAAAAGCUCACCGCUCUUCAAAAACAACUCACAAGCUUGUAGAACUCCCAUCUGCCCCCCAGACACGCCCUCUUCUUGUCGAUGUAGACGACGAUCUCACUCUUGGGCACGAAACGGACGGAGGAGUGCGGGAGUACAAGAGUCAGGCCGAGCGAAUGACCAAGGACCAACGGAAGCAAGCAGGCUACAAGAGGAUUGCGGCCUACUGCGUCGCCGAGUCUUUCAAGAUGAAGCUAUUGUCGUCUUUUCUCAAGAGGGAACACAACGUCUCCCCUCGAGCAUUUGAUGAGGCGUUGUAUGUGAUGUACCAUCUUCCUAUACUACCAGGCUACGGUCCCAACGCCAACAUGCGAUCGUCGAUGCCAUCCAAACCCACGACUGGGAAGUCAUUCCUAGCUCGCCUGUCCGAAGCCGAGGAGAAUGGCUACCAAGGAACUUAUUUCACCCACCCUACCGCCCGCUCGCCGACCUCUCUUCGUGAAGGGUACAUCUCCGCCGGCUCGCCUGUUGAGACGCGGAAAAAGAGAAGAUCCCACGACGACGAACCCCCUACGCCGACCCCAGGAGACACUGACCUUGAGCCUGACCUGGGUUUCAUGACAGAACCAGAACUAGAAACGCCUUCUGCCCGAGCCACCUCAUAUUCUCAUCAGGAUAUAGUUGACAUUGACCCAGGUGCCGAGACCGAUCCUGGGACCUAUAGACGAUGGAACCCGACGGAAGAUGCCCCACGCGUGCCCGAGGCGGGGAUUGCCUCCUCGCGAGAUGACGACGUCGCAGAGGUGGUCUUCUUCGAGUAUGGUGUUGUCGUAUUCUUUGGUCUGGAAGAGCGGCAAGAGCGAGAUAUCAUUGAGGACAUCGAUGGCGCCGGUGUAAUAAAGCGGAAAAUAGAGGAAAAGGAGUGGGAGGUUGAGGAAUGUCAUUAUACGCAUGAUCCACACAUUGCGUACCCGCGCAUAUACAAUGAUUUCUUCACACUCAAAUCUCGCUCCCAUCUCCUUAAGCUCUCCAUCGCACACGCCCUUGCUCAGUCCACCCUCCUCGCGCGUUACGAAGCCAAUGCACAAAGUGUUCUUUCAUCACCUCUCACCCUCUCAAUACCCAGACAGCUCGCUGAAUCGGGGGCAUUACACCUCCGCAGGCACGACGCGCUCAAACUGACUGGGCGUUUGUUCAAGCUCCGGCGAGACGUCAACCUCGUAUCGAACGUCCUCGACGUUCCGGAGCUCUUCUGGAGCGAAGCGAGCCUGAAGGACCUAUACGACGCUGUCAGAGAGUACAUGGAGAUCAAGCCACGCGUGCAGGUCUUGAACGAGAAACUCGGCGUUGUCAGUGAUUUCUUGGAUGCCAUCCACGAUCACUUGAACAGUAAUGCAAUGGAGCGAAUAACAUGGAUUAUUAUCUGGCUCAUCGUCGUUGCAUGUCUGGUCGAAUUGGGCGAGGUCAUUGCGCGUCUCAUUUUCCAUUCAGCCUCAGGAGGCGAGCGGGUGAAGGCAGCCGUCUCUGCAACUCCCCAGAUAUCAAGAGAAGACGCUCUACGGACGCUAGAGCGUAUGAUGGUGGUACAGUCCUAA
This is a messenger RNA of Cyclocybe aegerita, 1614 nucleotides long. Lineage: Eukaryota; Fungi; Basidiomycota; Agaricomycetes; Agaricales; Hemipholiotaceae. The record is from the annotation of a GenBank genome assembly.